GGCUCCGGCUCCGGGGCACUUAAAGGGGACGCAGCGGCGGCCCUGGGACCAAGGUGGGGGGGUGGGUCUCGGGGAGGGGCUGGGGGGGACAACAGAGCCAAAUUCGAUCGGCGGCUCCUUGGGGUGGGGGACUUGUACAUCGGAGCCCAGGAACUGAGGAGAGCGUAGGACACCGCGUCCCCUCUUGACCGUGCCCCCCUUAUUCCAUCCGGCACCCCAAUAUCUCAUUCAAGCCCCUUCCACCUCGCACGCAUACUACAAAAGCUCAGCCCGGACACACUGCUGCCACCACGCCACUGCUGUUGCUGCCGCCGCCGCUGUCGCUGCCACUGGAGAUCAGAAUACAGCAUUUGGGAACUACUGGUAAAAAGUUUCAACUGACAGAGCCCUGGGUAAUGUCCUGAGGAUGAACGGGUGUUUUCCAGUCACUGGCUUGAGAUGCCUGUCUAGGACUUUUCCCCUCCUGUCUUCUUUCUUUGCCCCUGCCCCAUUCUGUUCUGAUGCCACUAGUUCUAUCUCCUCUGCUCAUGGGGCCACCUCCCCCAUCUGGUCAGUUUCCUCCCUUCUUUCCUCCUUCCCAUCCUCUGUCAUUGUACCCCUCCUCCCUGUCUCCCAGGUGUGCUGUACUUUCCUGCGGGAUGGUCCCACCCUCCCCAGCCCCAAUUCUGCUGUCCGGCUGCUUCGAACUCUGGCAGAAACCCCGCCUGCUGACACCCCCCUCCUGGGGAACUGGUGGCGGAUGUGGCAACGCUGCUGGCCCGGGAGGCUCUCUAACUGUCCUCUCUCCGGCGGGCUUCUGCCGCGCCGCUUCUCGCUUGCUCCCUCCUCCCAGGACGGCACAAGGAUGGCGGAGCCAGGGGCGCCCCGCUUCUUGCUAACUUUCGAUUUUGAUGAGACCAUAGUGAAUGAGAACAGCGAUGACUCCAUAGUGCGCGCCGCUCCGGGUCAGAAGCUGCCUGACAGCCUGCGGGCCACUUUCCGCGAGGGCUUCUACAACGAGUAUAUGCAGCGGGUCUUCCAUUACCUGGGUGAGCAGGGCGUAAAGCCGCAAGACUUCCGCGAAGUCUACGAGGAGAUCCCCCUGUGUCCGGGCAUGUCCGACCUCUUCCAGUUCCUGACCAAACAGGGCAGCUGCUUUGAGGUCAUCCUCAUCUCAGAUGCCAACAUGUUUGGCGUGGAGAGCUCCCUGCGUGCUUCAGGCUACCGCGGCCUCUUCCGAAAAAUCUUUAGCAACCCGUCGGGCCCAGAUGAGCGUGGCGUAUUGGUGUUGUAUCCCUUCCACAAGCACUCCUGCACUCGCUGCCCUGCCAACAUGUGCAAGCACAAGGUGCUGGGCGACUACCUGCGCGAGAGGGCGCAGGACGGGGUGCACUUCGAGCAUCUCUUUUAUGUGGGCGACGGCGCCAAUGACUUUUGCCCCAUGGGGCUGUUGGCGGCCGGUGAUGUGGCUUUCCCGCGCCGCGGCUUUCCCAUGCACCGACUCCUCCAGGAAGCCCAGAAUACCGAGCCCCCUUCGUUCCGGGGCACCAUGGUGCCCUGGGAGUCGGGAGCUGAAGUCCGUCGCUACUUGCAGGAGAUGAUGAAGAAAUGCUAACAGCCUUGGAGGGGACGGAGCUGGAGGUCCAGCCGGCUGGGGAAGGCAGAGCUCCUGGGCUGCCUGGCCUCUCCCACCCCCCACCCCACUUUGUUUUUACCUCCGAUUGGGGACCCAGGAAAGCGAAAUCGUGUUUUAAUUACCAACACAAAAACUUUCUCCCCCCACCCCCGAAUUUGCUUUGGUUUAUCCCUCCCUCGGACCCUUUCCAACUGCCCUGCAAGAACCCUGGGCUCCAUCUAUUUGGGAGAUGGGAGAGGGGGCAGAAACAUACACGUAUAUACAUAUACACAUAACAUGUGUGUGUAUAUGCAUAUAUGUAUAUAUCUAUCCAUAUAUAUUACAUAAAUGAAUAAGGAGGCAGUAACUAUCUAUGCAGUUAGCCCAGUCCGGCUGUCCAGAGUCGGGUCCUGACAGUCCGGCAGUGCACACCUGUUUGAGGGGAGCCAGACAGUCCAACCUGACACCUGAUGUCAUCAGGGCUUCCAAGAUAAAGCCUACACCAUCAUUAUUUUUGUGGUGAGGCUGUUCUGGGUGGGGAGGGGUGAAGUAUUCAAAUCGUUGCUUUCUGUCCCUGCCACCAAUGUGCAACAACUCCUCUCCCCAGGCGCAGGGAAACCUUCCUAACACGCACUCAGCCCCCUGUCCAUCUGCCUGCUUCUGGUUGACCCAGCUCGCACCCAAUGACCCCUAUACAGCUCCCUUCCCCACCCAGUUACAAAAAAGGGUGAGUUUGGAAGACCAGGGAAAUUGUAGCCCUCUGGUGGUGAAACGAGGUAGAGUCCAGUCCCAGCUCUCCUAGCAGUCUCUGCCCUCCACCCUUCAUCUAUGCAGCAACAGGCCAGUGACCUCUCUCCAAAGCCUCAGCAGGAGCUGGGCCCCCUUCUCCCCACUUAACCCCGUCUCGGAUUGUUUGGAACUCAAAGCCAUGAUGUUUUUAAGCAGAGCCAGUGCAAGCCCAAGGUCCCCCUCCUUCCCUUUCUCCCAGCUGUGUUUGAGAGCUAUAAAGGAAGUGAAGGGGGUAAGGCAUCUGAGUGAGGUCUCUUUUGUGUGGAGGGAGGUCACCAGUCAAUUGGUCAGCCUUUUUUUUUUCUUCUGAGCCUUCUCUUGAAGGCAGAGUCCUUAAAUACAGGGCACAUAGGCAGUUCCUGCUCUCAGGAAACUCCCAGGGUAAUGGGAUCAGGACCGAGACAGCAGCAAGAGACUAAGGCCUAAAGCUCCCCCAAAUCUAGAGACAGGAGGCACAGUCUGUUCUAACCUAUUUAACACAGGUGAAAUGAUUUGCCCAAGUCACAUAACAAAAGUUUCCUAGAAGAGAAAUAUUUUGGGUUGUCCCCCUAGGCUUAGUGGGGUAGGAUCUAUUCCAAGGUUGGGGAUGAGGUUUAUACAGUGGACCCUCAAUUGUUGGUGUUGAAAAUUAGAGAUGGGAGAGGAGGCUCAGAACAAAGACAGGGUAACUUCAUACUCUGCCCCAAGCAGGAACAGUCAAGAGCUUUAACAGUGUUUUAUUGAAAGUAGGACCGGAAAUAAUCUCCAUUCUUGGAGAAAUGAUCACCAAAUUUUAGACUAUAAUUCUCACCCACCAACAAAAACUUCUGCUGGCAGCAUCCCUUGUUUUUGCCUCUCCAUCUCCCUAACCCCCCCACCCCAGACAAUUCUACCGCAGCCAGCAAGACAAAGAGUUAAUCUUACUUGGGAUCUUUUGGAGCUGAUACCCAAUUUCUGUUUUUGUCUAACUUAAUGAGUUUCUCUUUCCUUUUAUUUGCCCCAAUUUUGUCUCCAGGCACAGUAUAAAGCUUGCCUGAAGGGCUGAAGUUACUGGGAAUAUUGGGAAAAGGGUAAGCCCUGGGUACAAGGGAAAGGUAGAUAAAAUGGCAUCACUUUGUCCCCUUUUCGGUACCAGAAUUCCCAGCUGGCAUGAAGGACAGGCUCUUAGCAGCUUGGUUCCACGUAGUUUCCAGGGAAGAAGCCCGAACCCUCUGAGGUGACACCCUCGCACCAGCCAUCAGAGUAGCGGCGGGUGACACAGAUGGUGGUGCCCACAUCAAAAGAGAGCUCGUUGUCUUUCUGGCAGGUGUAAGGGUACAGCGUCACCACUGUGUGGGAGGAGGGGAUACCAUACUGAGAUCCUGUGGUAGUGAUGGGGGGACAGCUUGGCAUGUCACCCAGGGGAACCCUGGGUUUGAAUCUUGCCUUAAAGCUAGCUGUGACCUUGGGCAAAUCACUUGACUUAUUUUGGCCUAAGAGGUGGUGCCUCUUAAGGUCCCUCACAGCACUGAUCCUAUGAGCCCUAGGUCUCAGGACAGGGUAAUCCCAACAUUGAACAAUGGGGAGUACAAGAUGAAGCCCCAGGGUUUUCCUAAAAGACCUCUUUUCCGGGGAGAAGUACUAUAUUCCUAAGGAGCGGGUGAGAAUCCAUGUCAGAGGACAAGUGGUUGGGGUGCAUAGAAAUUUCAGUCACCAUUACUAUGCAGUUUUAGGCUCACUACCCUCUUUUUUGUGACUCCGUUUGGGGUUUUCUUGGCAGAGGUGCUGAGAGUGGUUUUGCCAUUUCCUUCUCCAAUUUAUUUUAUAGAUGAGGAAACUGGGGCAAAUAGUUAAGUGACUUGCCCAGGGUCACACAGCUAGUAAGUGUCUGAGGCCAGAUUUGAAUUUGAGAAGAGGUGUCUUCCUGACUUGAGGCCUGGCACAUCCACCUUGCUGCCCUCCUCACUUCUACCUCUUACAAUGUUGGAAUUAGAAAGGACCUCAGGCUAAAUCUAAUUCAUACCUGAACAGCCAUUCCCCCUGUAAUAUCCCCAACAGGUGGUUGUCCAACUUCAUUUUGAAGACCUCCAAUGACAACUCAUUUCCUCUGGAAAUCACCAGUCUGAAUCUACCUCUCUAGUUCUGCCCAAUAUAACCAAAGAGAACAAGUCUGAUCAUUUCCCCCAUGAUAAGUCCCCACCACCCCCAGUUUGUUGAUCAUCUUAAAAUGUGCCUAGAACAUGACACUAGAUGUGAUCCAAUUGUCAGAACAGAAUGGAGGAACUAUGAUCUGAUUCAGCAUACUAUACCUCUCCAUUGCAGCAUAUUCAGUUUUCUUAGCUGUGAUGUCACAUUGUUGAUUCAAGUUAGCAUGUAAUCUACAAAAAUGUCCAAUGUCCAUACGAAUUGUUGUCUAGCCAUAUUUACCCCAUUUUGUAUUUAUGCCAUUGUCUAAAUCCAAGUGAAGGAUUUUGCAUUUGCCUCUAUUACAUUUUGUCUUUGAGCUGGCCUUUCAUUUCUCUUUCAAAAUCUUUGGAUCCUGAUUGUAUUAACUAUUUCUCAGCCCUGUGUGAACUGGAAAUUUGAUAAACUUGUCAAUUGUUUCUUCAAGUCAUUGAUUUAAAAAAAAAAGUUAAGCAGUAUAAGAUAAAGGACAGAUACCUACGCCACUCUAUACAUACUGCAUAGAGUGUUGGGCUUAGCUUAGGAAAAUCUGAGUUCAAAUCUUGCCUCAUAGUUACUAGCUGUAUAAACCCCAGACAAAUCACUUAACCUCCUUCUGCCUGUUUCCUCAUGUAUAAAAUGGUGACAAUAAGACUUAAGUGCUUUAUAAAUAUUUCUAUUAUUCCAAAUUGACAUGGAUCUACUGAUUACUCUUUGGACCACAGAAUAUUCUCUCCCAGUCAUCUCCCCCUGCUAGUCAUUGAAAAGGUUUCCAGUUAGCCAGGCCCACCCAGAAUUAGGAAGGGGAACCAACUACAAAAAUGAAAACAUGUUCAGACUGAACCUGGCCAUGAAAUAUUUGCAGUUAUCUGAUUAGGGUUUCUGCUGUUCCCUUAGGAGGCAGAUUCUAAAUUCCUCAGAUUCAAAGCCUGGUCUAGACAUAUUUGUGUGUUGCCCCAAGGCAAGGUUUGAAAAUCGUACCACAUAAACUCAUAUAUUUAGAGCCGGAUGGGACUUUGGAGGUCUUCUCAUAUAACACGCUCAUAUCAAAGAUGAGGCAACUAAUAAAGCUUCAGUGACUUGCCCAAAGUCGCACAAUGAUGGGAUUUGAACCCUGCUCCCCAUUCUUGGAGAAGAUCAUAUGUUGUGGAAGGAGCUGUGAAUUAAAAGCCAGAUUUGUGCUCUGUAACCUAUAGGGUCAUAGAUUUGAAGAUCUUAAGAGGUCAUCUCACCCAACUCCCUCAUUUAAUGAAGCAGCCUGAGGACUAGAGAGGUUAGGUGACUUAGCCCAAAGGGCCUCUUACUGCCAGCUCUGCCACUAACUUGGUAUGUGGCCUUGUCAUUAACCUCUCUGGGUGUCAGUUUUAUAAAAUGCAGACUCCUCUCCCCUC
Trichosurus vulpecula (common brushtail) is the source of this 5895-nucleotide messenger RNA. It is a transcript of the gene PHOSPHO1, whose product is annotated as phosphoethanolamine/phosphocholine phosphatase 1. Bases 407 to 1594 code for a protein of 395 amino acids. Gene Ontology annotation, molecular function: phosphatase activity. Lineage: Eukaryota; Metazoa; Chordata; Mammalia; Diprotodontia; Phalangeridae. The record is from RefSeq and is a predicted model, not a curated record. The transcript has 4 exons. Gene Ontology annotation, biological process: bone mineralization involved in bone maturation.